Messenger RNA from Talaromyces amestolkiae, 1200 nucleotides. RefSeq lists its product as uncharacterized. Gene Ontology annotation, molecular function: O-methyltransferase activity. Bases 1 to 1200 code for a protein of 399 amino acids. The record is from RefSeq and is a predicted model, not a curated record. Lineage: Eukaryota; Fungi; Ascomycota; Eurotiomycetes; Eurotiales; Trichocomaceae. The transcript has 5 exons.
AUGUCAGGCCCUAUUUCCGCACAGGCUGAGGCCCUUGUCUCCAAAAUUAAGAACUUUGAGACUUCGAAGGACAAUCUCAGUCGAGCUGAGCGUCUUCAAUUGGUUCAAUCUUUGGAGAAGUUGACAUUGCAACUGAAAGAUCCCAAGGAUGCGAUUUUCGAUCAUCUGACCAAUGUCUUCUCCCUCGUCAACUUGCGAGCUUUGCUGGAGUUGGAGGUGCCGCAGAAUAUUCCCACGACAGGAAGUAUUUCAGCAACAGAACUGGCCGAGAAAGUCAAGGCUGAUGCAUCGUUGAUUGCCCGCCUCAUGCGAAUACUGACUGUGACCGGUAUCUUUGCCAUGGUUGGCCCUGAUGAAUAUGCUCAUACGCCCUACUCCAUGGCUUACAUUGAGGGACAUGAAGUGGACUUUCUCAAAUUGUGCUGCGAUGAAAUCCUUACGAACACCUCCCGUCUUCCUGAAUAUUUUCGUGCAGUCGGUGGCCGCGACACUACCAGCAUGACUGAAAACCCCUUUUCAUGGGGAAAUGGCAAGCUAGGAUCCAGCUUCUUCGAGAUCAUUUCUCAAGACCCACGCCGAAUCAAGCAAUUCAACGUCGCCAUGUCUACCCAGGACCACACGUUGCCCGUUUUGGGAAUGUACCCCUUUGGCGAAGAGCUCCGUGAUCUUCCUGAUCUGGGUAAUAGAGCUUUGAUCGUUGACAUCGGCGGUGGUAGAGGCCAGUCAUUGUUACAGAUCAAGGAGAAGUGGCCUGAGCUACGGGGAAGAAUGAUCCUUCAGGAUCGACCAAUGGUCCUCAACUCGUUUCCUGAUUUGCCUGGUAUUGAGAAGAUGCCUCAUGAUUUCUUCACUGAGCAGCCUGUGAAAAACGCGCAUGCAUACUACAUCCGCCGCUGCAUACACAACUGGACAGACGAACACUGCAUCCAAAUUCUGAGAGCGAUCGUUCCAUCUAUGGCUUCUGACUCCCGCGUUCUCAUCGGUGAAAUGGUCGUCCCAGAAUUCAACAGUGUUCGCCCCGGUGGAGUCGAGGAUAUGGCUCCUUACUGGAUGGACCAUAAUAUGUUUGCAUUUGGUGGACGGGAGCGCACAAAGUCGGAUUUCGAGAAGCUUUUUACUGCUUCGGGUUUGAAGUUGGUUAAGGUGUGGCAGAGUGAGGCAUCGAGUCAGGCUGUGUUGGAGGCGAAGUUGGCUGACUAA